Folsomia candida is the source of this 1884-nucleotide messenger RNA. Its product is annotated as akirin. Gene Ontology annotation, molecular function: transcription coregulator activity. The transcript has 3 exons. Lineage: Eukaryota; Metazoa; Arthropoda; Collembola; Entomobryomorpha; Isotomidae. The record is from RefSeq and is a predicted model, not a curated record. Gene Ontology annotation, biological process: positive regulation of transcription by RNA polymerase II; positive regulation of innate immune response. Gene Ontology annotation, cellular component: chromatin; nucleus. Bases 346 to 879 code for a protein of 177 amino acids.
UUAAAUUUGGAAAUAUGCUUAAUCUUUGACUUGCUUUUUUUAAAAUAAAUUUUCGUCUUUAUCUAAUAUUGUUCGGGCGUAACUGGUUUAGUGUUUGCUAUUGAAAAAUGUGAAAAAUAGACACAAAGUGGCUGAGUUAAAGAAAGAAACUGAUUUUUUUUAAUGUUCGAUAACAGAAAUUUUUUUGCAUUGUUAAGACUUGUAUGUUUCUCAGACUUAUUCGCAAAAUUUGUUAUCAGAAGGAAAUUGCUUUUACACAUCUGGAUCAGGAGGACGAAUAAGAAGGUGGAGAACCCAAUCGACUUUUAAAAGACUUGUUGAAUCACCAAGAAAGUAGCUACAAAUAUGGCAUGCGCAACUUUAAAGCGGAGUUUGGACCCUAUCUGUUCGAGACCAUCAAAACGUCGUCGAUUUAAUCCGAUGACACCGACCACUCCAACCAAGGAGGAAGAACCUUCCCCCUUUGCUGAAGUGACUCCCAAGAUUCACAUGGAUCAAAUUUCUAUCAGCAUUCGGGAGGAGAUGAAACGGCUGCAUCGUCGAAAAAAGUUGUACUACAGUUCUGGUGAACGGGACGGGUCGACUAGUCCAAGUGGUCCACCUAGCCCUUCGAAUUCUGAUGGUUCAAUCGACACUCCGGCGUCACCAGCGUCAUCAUCUCACCAUCAAACUAAACAAGACAAGCAUCUCUUCACCUUUCGACAAGUGGGGAUGAUCUGUGAGCGAUUACUAAAAGACAGGGAGGAUAGCCUUAGAGAGCUGUAUGAUGAGGUGUUGAAUGCCAAAUUGGCCGAGCAAUACGACACCUUUGUCAAGUUCACAUACGACCAGAUUCAAAAGCGAUUCGAAAAUUCCGCAGCUCCUUCUUAUCUGUCAUAAUUUUAUACGAUUAUUAGAAAUUUUGGUGAGUGGGAAAGUUGUCUUCUGAGAAUUUCUUUAUUUAUAGUGUAUCUAAAGUAUUGUUUACGUAAUUUAAACUAGAGAUAAUAUUGUGCUUCAUUUUUCGGGUAGAUGUUUCACAUUGAAAAUUGGGAUGGGGUUAUUAUUACUUGCAAUAAUUUGUAUGGCAAAGCGUUGAAAUAUAAUCUUUCAAAAUUGGAGUCGAUCUGUAGGAUUAAUUAGUUAAAGCCAUUAAUUUAUUUGGCCUUGUUUCGUGAAUCAAUCACGUUGUCAGGAAAUGCUCAAUUUUGUUUCCUUCCUAGCAUGAUGAUCUGUUACCAAUUACAAUUUUCUCGUAUUGGUACACACUUAAUAGUAAUUAUUAUUAUGGUAAUGUAUAGUAAGUAUUCUCGAUUGAACGAGCUCGACAAAUCGAUGAUAAAAAAACUUGAAUAAUGCGCAUCGCGUCAAAAAUAUCUGUCAGUCUCUAGACUAAUAUUUACUCGUUCAGUUUUGUAUGUAAUUAUUAAUUAAAUAAGUAGAAGGAGGUACUGCUACUACUUAUGCAUACUGCUCGUCGCUGUAAUAAGAAAAUCAAAAUAGCAAUUCGACACAUUGUUGUAAUACAUUACCUACUGCUCAAAAGAAGUGUUCUCAUGUCGUGUCGACAAGUUCAGGUGAGUUAUGUAGUGCAAGUGUGUUUGCAGGUGAUGAGCAAUAUUUAAAAUUAUCUACUUGAUGAAAAACUUGUCCAAUAUUACAUUAGACUGAUCGAUGUUUUUUUCAAAUUUUAUAUUGCCGACUCCAAAGUUGGCUUCCAUUUUUCCUAAGCGUUUCCUAAGAUCGAAUUCUCUACAAAUUUGUUUAAUUCUGACGAACAUAAGGAAUCAGAAAUUAAUAUUACAACCUCCUGUUGAAAUUCUGUACUAUACUGUAGAAGAAAACAAUUCCCUUUGGAUAAAUUGUGACAUUUCGAAUUUGUAAUAAAAAUCUUGAUAUGAAAAA